This is a messenger RNA of Cimex lectularius (bed bug), 1926 nucleotides long. RefSeq names its product ion transport peptide-like (gene ITP). The record is from RefSeq and is a predicted model, not a curated record. Gene Ontology annotation, molecular function: neuropeptide hormone activity. Gene Ontology annotation, cellular component: extracellular region. Gene Ontology annotation, biological process: circadian rhythm. Bases 280 to 639 code for a protein of 119 amino acids. Lineage: Eukaryota; Metazoa; Arthropoda; Insecta; Hemiptera; Cimicidae. The transcript is spliced from 6 exons.
AGAGGGCCGGUCCAUUAUUGUACGAAGGAGGGACUGUGCUCUUCUGGAUCUAACUCAGUGAAAGUGAAACAGUGUUGUUAGUGUGUUGGAGGACGGUACAACAACCGUCUUACAGCCUAAAGUCAGAAGGCAAAAGCGUCGGAAGAAUCUUGAGCAGAACCAAAGCCUAGACCAACGUUUUCAAGGUCCAGCUCUCCAUGGAGAAGGAGGAUGUCCUCUAGAGUAAGGUCUUGCACUUACUGCUUUACGUUCCACACUCGAGGUCUUACGUGACCACCAAUGAAAAUGCUACAGGAGAGGCGAGCGCUGGCUGGACUGGUGGUUGCCUCCACUCUCAUAUCCUGCUUUGUAGCGGGACCCACAUCGCGGAUCAUCAUGGGUCAUCCACUCAAUAAACGUUCUUUUUUCGACAUACGAUGCAAAGGGGUCUACGAUAAAAGUAUAUUCGCAAGGCUGGAUAGGAUCUGCGAGGACUGCUACAACCUAUUCAGGGCGCCGCAGUUGCAUUCCUUAUGCAGGAAAAACUGCUUCACCUCCGUUUACUUCAAAGGAUGCAUUGAAGUAUUACUUCUUCAGGACGAAAUGGAAAAUAUCCAGUCUUGGAUAAAGCAAUUGCAUGGUGCUGAACCUGAUCUUUAGGGAAAAAUGUUUCUAUAACAAAUAUUUUCAAGGAUGUUUGGAUGCACUUACGUUACGAGAAAAUGAAAAGGUUAUUAAUGAAAUGGUAGAGUAUUUGGGAUAGAUUAAAAAAAAUAUUGAUUGUCCCAUUUAUCUCGACCGACACCACCACAAUCUAGUCUAUAUUAGAUACAUGGAGCCAAAAAUCUCCAUAGUACAACCAGUUAAAUUGAAUUUUAAUUUAUUUAUUUAUAUAUUUAAGGAUUAAGAAAUAUGUAAAGUGUGUAAACUAUGAUUGUUAUUUUUUCACGCUUUUAGGUUUUUUUAUUUUAUAAAUACUCUAUUUGUGAUUUGUGAGCAUGGAUGGUGAACGAAAUAUGGUUUACAGUGUGAACAUAAAUAACCUUGAUUCAAUUAUUUUUAUUGAAUACUUUGAGUUACCGACAUAUUUUUUUUUUUUUUUUAGAUUUUCUUUUUAUUUAAUAGUUCAGUAUUUUCCAUCAUUAAGAAAAUUGAAGAUUGUUUGUUGUUAUUCUAACACAGUGAAAAUUUUUAUGUGCCGUAACUGCACAAAAACUAAAUGUAAAUUUUGUUUUGAUUAUAGAGUUUAACAAAGAACUACACUGCUAGUAUUUUUUACAGAGUAUACGACGAUUAUUGUUAGUUUAUCUCAUAUAAUCAAAUUCACUAAUGAAGUUUUAGUUUUGCCAAUUGAAACUUUAACUAAGCCAAAACUUAUAAAAUCUUACGGAUUCUUAUUAUAUCUGCAUAUAAAUAAGACAUAACAUGGUAGGACUUUGUAAUAUUUUUAGACAGGAAAACAUUGAUUUUUUUAUUUAAAAAAAAAACAUAUUGUUAUUUAAGUUAUCGCAUGUAUAAUAAUCAAACUAAUUUCCAAAAUGUACUUUUUUAAUGAAAUGUGUGCCAAAUUAAAAAUUAGCCAUGCAUUGUUUAAUUAAAGAAUGGUCAUAAUUUAAUUGUUGUUUUAGUUUAUGAAAUGUAUUUAAAUAACCAUGGUGAAAUCUCUAUGAAUUGUACGAAUACAUGAAAUGCCUUGCCUUUCAAUCUGAUUUGAUACAAUACUUUUAGGAUUAGCAGAACUUUUUUUUAAAAUAAUUUAUUUGUGUACUUUUAUCUUUUUUAACUUGCGUCAUAAAUAACAACAAAAAUCAAGUUGUAAUUUUUUUUUCAACCAAGUGGGAUGUUCUGUUAAUAGAGUAUUGUCUUCAAUAAAUUCCCGGUGAAAAAAAUUUAAACUAUAUUAUAUGUAUAUGGACAAAAAGUUUAAAAAUAAAAAAUGAAACAAUA